This is a messenger RNA of Psylliodes chrysocephalus, 7811 nucleotides long. NCBI's taxonomy places the organism in Eukaryota, Metazoa, Arthropoda, Insecta, Coleoptera, Chrysomelidae. The record is from the annotation of a GenBank genome assembly.
AUUCAGUCAGCUGUCAGUGUCAAAUUCUUACACAAAAAAUGUCAAAUAAUUUUACAUAAAGACAACUUAAAUAAAAUACAAUUCUUUGGCGAAUUUUAGAUUUGAAUAUAAAAAGAAUAAUAAUUAAUUGUUCUAAUACGUUUUCUAAAUGAUAUAAGAACAGAUUUUAUAAAAAAAUCUGAUAACUAAAACUUUUGUUGACAUAUUUAUUGAGAAAUUUUCCGCCAUGUUGAAUGUUGUGUGUCAUGUGUAUUGGAGAAAACAACAAAAAGUGUAGUGUCAUCACAGUUAUUUUUGACCUGUAAUUUAACUGUGAUAGAUUUUUUAUUAAAAAUUUUAGUCAAAUAACUAUUAAUAAAGUAGUUUUGAAAUCGAAAUUGAUUUGCAAACUAGGUAUUUAAGGUGUUUUAUGAAAGAACAACCUAGACAAAAAUAUAAAAGUAGCAAGCUAUUUGGAUCUAACACUCAUCGAUAUCUUCGUAUAAAUCUACUUUCAAAAUAGGACGUUUCAGCUUACCACAACAUUAUGAGCACUCCUCCUAAGUCCAGUCUUAACUCGAAAACGAUGAGACGAGGUUCGAACGAUAUGCAAGUCAAUGUAGCAGGUAUACGGCGAAAUCUGAAAAAUUUCGCACACAAUUAUUCAGAUGCUCAGAAAAAGGUUAGAGAAGCCACCUCGAACGAUCCGUGGGGUCCGAGCAGUACCAUAAUGGCGGAAAUAGCCGAUCUUACAUACAAUGUAGUAGCUUUCAGCGAAAUUAUGCAAAUGGUAUGGAAACGACUAAAUGAUCACGGUAGAAAUUGGCGUCACGUAUACAAAGCCUUAGUCCUGCUAGAAUAUCUAAUUAAAACAGGGUCAGAAAAAGUAGGUCAGCAAUGUAAAGAGAAUAUAUUUGCAAUUCAAACAUUGAAGGAUUUCCAAUAUUUAGAAGAAGGAAAAGAUCAAGGACAGAAUGUGAGAGAAAAGGCUAAGCAGUUAGUCAAUUUAUUAAAAGACGACGAAAGACUGAAAAAUGAACGAGCGAGAGCUUUAAAAGCCAAAGAGCGCUUUGCUCAAACCGCAAGCGGUUUUGGUAGCGACGGCGGCCUUGAUACACCAAACAGUCCUAAAUAUCCGGCGUUCAGAGGCGAGUGGAGUUCUAGAGAUACAGUAGAUCUGCCCAGAGACAUAGAAGUUGCAAGGCCUCAAACCGCCGGCGAAGAGGAACUUCAACUUCAACUCGCGUUGGCCAUGUCGAGAGAGGAAGCGGAGCAAGAGGAACAGAAGAGAAAAUCCGAUGACGUACGACUUCAGUUGGCUUUGAGUCAAAGUCAACAAGAUUUUAGAUCAUCACAAGACAAAAAAAGACACGAAGAUAGUCAUUUAGUAGAUCUAUUAGAUAUAGAUUUAGGUAACGAAGCCGCACCUGUAGAUCCGUGGGGUAUGCCGCAACCGCCUAGACCACAGCAAACAUCACCUUGGCGUCCAUCUUCGCUUUCUUCACCACCAGAAGUGCCGCUAGCGAAUCCGUGGAAUCCAUCAACUGCUGCAACUCAAAAAAUCGAUCCUUGGGGCAUUCCUAUUGCUUCGAGCAAUUCUACAUCACCCAUCCCAGCGCUUCCCAAACAGGAUCCAUGGUCGCCGACUAGUCAGAGUUCGACAGAUUUGGACGAAUUUGACGUUAUUUCAAAUAGGAACAAAAUGGCAUCAUCUCCAAAGACAAACGGCGGAGCGGAUCCGUUCGAAUUAAAUUUAUUAAGCGACACUCUGUUAUCUGCGACAGACAUCGAAGGCAACACAUCGACGGGAAUGACUAAAAAGACGCCGUUAAGUUUUCUAGGAGAAAACUCAGCUUUGGUCAAUUUAGAUAAUCUUGUAACAAGUAAACCUACAAACCCCACGCUCGUAGCGAACCCAUUCUCGGACCCAGCAGUUAGCAAUCCACCCAGACCAGUGUUUAAUACACCACCACCAAAACCGUCCAUUAACGAAAUGAAGCAACAACCAUUCGGUUCUUUCAACGUUUCUACACAUGCAGCUACGGGCUUUACGCCACCUCAAACGGGAUUGAAUCCGGGAAGUACGGCCUUUGGACAGUACGCGGUCGGUACGCAGCCAUCGCUGGGCACUAAUAGUGGAGCGUUCAACGCUCCUGCUGUUACUCAGGAUCCAUGGGCUCCUGUUGCGACUAGUAAUGGCACUACAAAUUCAGCUUGGACAAAAAGCAACGAACCAGCAAAUCCUUUUUUGUCCUAACACGAUGUCUUUAAUAGUACAUCAGAUGGUACACACAGAAGAUUUAAUAGAGUAACAGCAUUCAAGAAGAGGAUCGGUGCAAGAUAUAUGAGUAGUUGCUUUUUAAGUUUGAUAACUUUUAUUACGGGAUAUUUCUUAUACAAUUUGAAUGUUUCAAAAUGUCUUUAUAUAUUUUUAUAACAAAAAAAUGCUUUUGCUUCGAGAGUACUACGUUAUUAUUAUAUUUAUAUUAUAAUUAUGUGGGUUUUGUUUGUAUUGUAUUGAAAAGUUGCUCAUUUUUAUUAUGUGAAUGUUUACACACACAAGCGCUCCUACCGAGAUAAAAUAAAAUGUUAUUUUAUUAAUAAUAGACAGAUAUUUAUCUGAAAUUCCGUUUCUCUCUUCUUGUGCUUUCGAUCUUGACCCAGUGAUUUAAUUUCGCAUUUUGCAUUUAUAUUAAAGUUGGCAAUAUAUGGAUAACUUUUUAAUUUUUAGUUUUAAGACAAAAAGUUAUUUUUUAUAAAAUGGUUCUGAAUAAUGUAAAAAAUAGAAUAAAAUAAUCAAACCUCGAAAUUUAUCAGUCACAUUAUAGGUAGUUUGUCAAUGAAUAUAAAUUUUAUACAAGAUUAAAGUACCAUUAUACAAAUAUGACAAUAUGAAACGGAUGUAAGGAUGAAAAAGAUUUUAAGGAAAUAAAAAACAUUCAAAUAUUCAGUCGUAUCAAUUUAUAUAAAUAAACGAGUGUUUUUAACUUUCUCCAAACUUUUUUUAUAUAAUAAGUUUUAAACAUGCGAUAAGUAGUGGAUUAUUAGUCCCUGAUGUAUGAUUUAGACGUGGGGUUAUUUAAUAUCUGAAAAAGAUACUUUAGAAAUGCAUUUUUUAAUGAUUUAUUCUAUUUUUUUCCUAUAAACGCAUUAUUUUCGGAAACAGAAUGGCUUUAAAAAAAUUUAUUAUAUCAAUAACAUUCUAAAUCAUUUUUUGCAAAAUGCAUGAUUAAAUCAUUGAAUCGAGUUCCCGAUUGGACUGAACAAAGUAGCUCUAAACUUGUACUAUUCUAGGUAAUAUAUACAUGUAUUUGUUGGGAAAAAAACGUUUAGGUACCUAGAAAACGAACUUCAUUAUUAAUUACUAUCAAUUACUAUUAGGUGGUACAUACAGAAACGCUGAGUCAUAAUUUAUUUAUUUAAUUAUAACUUUACCAAUUCUAGAAGUCUUUUUUAGUUUAUACGAAAAUGUACAAAUAGAAACCGAUCCAGUAUCAUUCAACGUACCUAUUUUCUUUUUUAAUCGUUUUUUAUUUUGUGAUUGAUUUUGAUAUUGAUUAAUGCUUAAGAGUACAGAACGUAUUCCUUCGGUAUAUUGCAGCUUACACUUGUUAUUUUUUCUACACGUUUUUACUUUACAAUCUAUUCCAGUUUGUGACACUCAUCACCAUGUGUCUUUUUUUUUAUUCAUUAUGAUAGAUACUCGUUGUAGCCAUUCCAGAUGAAGAGCUAUCACAUGAUAAUACUAAUCUCAUCAGAAAAAAUAGGGUUUGAUGCGUGUAUGGAUGGCUAUUACAAUUUGCCAUGUCUAAUCACUUUAUGUCAAUCUUAGGCGGUGUAAUUAGAUCGGCAGCUUAUCUUAGACAUAACGUUCUACAGUAGACGAACGUAUCACCUGUCACACGACUUUACUUAAGGUGGAUGCAUUUGGAUACCAAACAGCAAAAGCUCUGUUGUGCGUUCUACAGUUGUACUACUGUGAGCUGCGUUCAGUUAUCUAUUAUUAAAACCACCGUUAUCACAUUCUGUCUCAAAUUUACUCUUUCUUUAUCUUCUCUUCCUGGUUUGCUUCCUGCGUUAUUCUUUCUAUAUGCAACAAUUCUAUUUUCUCAGCAGUGACGGCUCUUGAACAAAAUAUUGGGGAUUCACAAUGACAUAAUAUAGAUCUCGGUACAGAUUUAGGUUAGAAACUUUGUGUUUUAAGAAGAUAUAAAUACUGAAAGUUUUUUCACUCUUGACUAUAAGUGGUUUUUAAUAAUAGUAGGCAGUUGAAGGAACUUACGCAUUAACUCAAGCUUGAUGACUUCGCAUAUUUAGACCCAACGACAUUUUCCAUUAUCAAUGCCAUUUCUAAUUUCUGCGUAAUUCUCUACCAACACGUGCUUAUCCCAUAGAUACUUCCAUAAUGUCUGGUUUUUUGGAUAUAUCUUUCUUAUCCCAUCAAUAGUCUAUAUAAUUUACAUUUAUAUUGUAUGCAUUUUUGAACAUAGAGACAUGAUUGGAAUUUUACAUUCUGUAAGUGCUACAUAAAUAAAUAAAUGAUAGUUAUGAUUGGUCUUUAGCGUAACUAGACUUUAUGUCAAAUUCCCCAUGUUCAUCUACUCCUGGAUUUGAUUAGAACUGUAGGCCAUGGAGCCUUCUUAAAGACUUCCUUUGAUUAUUGUAUUUUGUCUAGUUUGACCUUUUUUAGUAGACUCCAUACCUAGGAAGCUAAUUUCAAUUGAUUUUCGAGUGUAAGGAAUCCCAGUCUUGAUAGACCUUUGCACAAUAUUUAUGUGUACUGCAGUUUUUUUGUCUUCAUAGCAAAAUGGGUACAAGGUCUUUUCUGCCAGGUAGAUGUUAUGCUAAUGUCAGAGCCAAAAAGAGCUUUUGAGGCUCCUUUCCUGGCUACUAAAUCAACCUCUUGCAUGUAUAUCUUCUUUGGUCUACACUAACGUUAGUCUACUCCUGGCCUCCAUUAAACCCUUCUCAAUAGAAUCAUUGAUAGCUUUUACAAGAAACUCCGAUUUUUGUCUACCAGUUGGAUAGUUCUGAGGAGGUGUGUUCAAAUGUACGAAUCCCAAUUCAAACAACAAUUGAACAAUCUUUUGACAUUGCAAGAACCAUUAUAAGCAAUUACAAGCUUAACAAACAUCACUGGUUUUAGCAGGCAAGCUAAAUACAAAUGAUGGAUCUGUAGCGCAGAUUCUCUGUCUAAUAAGUCAAAUUUAAAGAUCUAGGCUAGAAGAAAUGGUGUAAGAGAAAGAAGAUUUCCAUAACAAUAUUUUCUUUCAUUGUUUUUAAUCUUUAAAAAUACUUGAUAAAGGUGAUGGUCAGAUUUUUAGAUCGUACGUUUAUCCAGUUCUUCUUAAUCGUGUGUCCUCAUGUCAGCAUUUACGCUGGCAAGCUCUAAGAGCACAGCUAGUGUGAAUAUUUGUCUUGUAUCUGGUCUAUAAAUGGAUAUUCUUUAUCAAGAAGGUAAAAGAUGUGUACACAUUGGGAAAUUAAGAAAUAAAACUGGAAUUUUGAAGUGUAGGGUGAUCACACAUUACAGCAUUCCGUUAUACUGUAUACCAUUUUUAAAGUCUGUCCAACAAAACACUGUAUUUGUCCAACAAAUCGCUGUAUUUGCCAAGUAAAACGCCAUUAUUGUUCAGCAAAUAUAAUAUGUGAUUACUGAAACUUAACAAAUAAGACUUGAGGAGCUACAAAAAAGGUCCUGUACUUGACUUCUUAUCUGUUAUUAUAUUUAUGCUAGGGAUGAGGAGCUAAAAAAUAGAAAACGUCCAGUAUUACGCCAAAAUAAAUAUGGUCACUCUAUUAAAGUGUGCAGGAUGGUAAUAUAUUAAUGUAAUCUUGUUUUCAGUAUUUGUCAAGGGCUUUCAGCUUAUUAGGACACAUCGUCAGGAUUAAACCACUUCUAAUGCUGAUUAAGAUGUUUAUUAUUUUUUAAUUGUUCUGACUGUUGUUAAUUCUGAUUGUGACGAAGUACUGGUUCACACUUUAAUUACAAAAAUUCUAGUUUUGGAUUCUUUAACCCUAAGGUUCGUAUCCUACCCUCUCUGCUACCCCCGUUUUUUCCACGUCGUUAUCCAAUUGCAAAAUUUGGUAGCGUUCAUCUCUAAAAAUAUGGUCUAGAUAUGUCAAAUAAAUGUCGAUCAUGAUAGAAGCUUAGAAUGAAAGCUAUCGUUUCAGCGAUCACCAGAUGGCAUAUUAAGACGUGAAGCCUGUCUGACUAGUUGUCAAAAAGCAUUUACCUAACUUUUUCAUUAGUAUUUGAUUGUUUUUAUUGUACAUAUAAAAGCAUUUUUGUGGGUUUUAGGUCUGUUGUUAAUUUAUAGUGUUUGCCAAUCUUCCACCAUUUUAAGUCACCUGUUUUCGAAUGCCUAAUUAAAAAAGUAGUAAAAAUUAAGUAAUUUGCUGUAUAUUUCGACUUCGUUCUGAAAUAUUAUACGCCAAAUCGCAUCACAUUCAAGCCAGUCACAGCUCUCAAUAUUGUUAUAUGCGCCUUUAAGGGCCGAUUCCACCGUUGUUUUAAACGAAGAUUAAAAUGACAUUGUUCAUGUAAAAAUGUCAUUUUAAACUUCGUUUAACACAACGGUGGAAUCGGCCCUAUUACGAUAUAUUACCUUCUUCGCGAAAAAAAUAGAAAAGCUUAAAAUAGGAUAAAUUGAACGUUUUAAUUUACAGUGACUGGGGUAUACAUUCAGUCAUAAAUAAUCUCUUCAAAUUUCAACAUUAGCUGAAAAUGAAUACGCUCAUAUUGCGGACGUAAAAUUAAAUAUUAAAAAAAUCCUACUACUAGUCAAAUAAAAAUUAAGAGCUGAAAUUCAGCAAAGGUUUUCACUUUUUUAUGAGUGAGGGCUGGGUGAAUAGGCUUCAAAAACACUUUAUUUUUAAUACGAUUUUAAAAGAUUUGCUUAUUUUAAUUUUAAUUAUAUUAAAACAAGACCAUGGAAAUUGUAUUAAAAAUAAAGUGUUUGAAAAACCCAUACUCCCAGCCCUCACUCAUAAAAAGGUAAACAAUUUUGCUGAAUUUCAGCUCUUAAUUUGUAUUUGACUAGUUGUAGGAGUUUUUUAAAAAAUAUUUAAUUUUACGUCCAUAAUAUACUAUUUUUGGCUAAAUCUAUACGCCCAAUCACUAUAAAUUAAAUUAUUUGAAUUCAUCCUAAAUCAAGCUUUUUUUUUUUCUUAAAUAAGGUAUUAUGUUCCUCUUAAAGGGCCACUUUGUUUUCAUGAAGAUUAAUCCUGAAUUUAUCGUGGAAUUGAACGAUCUGUUGUGUUAAAAUGGAAAACCGGUACGAAUACGAGCGCGUUCUAUAUGCAACUGCCUUUUAAUUGAUAAACAGAAUAAUAUAUUAUUUAUUUUAGUCGUUAAAUUUUUAGUUACAAAUAUUAAUUUACGUAUAUCACCUUCCUCGGGCAAUAUUGUAUAUCUAUUAAUUGUUGUAUAUUGAAAUAUUAUUUUACUUCCAAUUUUAUUGAUAAAUACAUAUAUGUUUGUUUUAAUAAAAAAGAAAAUGAAUAUUUUAGUUUGUACAUACAUAAACAAAUUACUGGUAUAGUUAAAAUUAUACGAUUUAUUAACCACUAAUACGACUUGUAAAUAGUAUUAAAUUUUAGAAUGAUAAGAUUUUUGUAAUAUAUAUAAAAAAAAAUGGAAAGAUUGAAAGAUGUAAUGGAAUUAUUGUAAUGUGAUUUAAUACUUUCGCAUACAUUGAAAACGAGAAUAACAUUUUUAUUAUUUUACACAGAUUUAAAAAAAGGUAUAAAAUGUGCAUUUUAAAUCAACAGUUUCGCGUAUUCACACACCAACAUUUUUAUUAUGUAAAACAAGAUAAAUUUUAAAUCAG